Gryllus bimaculatus (two-spotted cricket) is the source of this 789-nucleotide messenger RNA. NCBI's taxonomy places the organism in Eukaryota, Metazoa, Arthropoda, Insecta, Orthoptera, Gryllidae. The record is from the annotation of a GenBank genome assembly.
AUGAAGGAGAAGAAGAAGAAGAAGAAGAAGAAGAAGAAGAAAGAGAAAAAGGAAAGGGAGAAUAAAAGGAGAAAACUAGCUCCGAACAUCGGCAUUUGUCUCCCGCACAUGCCAGGGCCAAGUGCGGAGGGUCGCCACAUCGAUCGCUGGCUCCGAAGUCAGCCGCGUGCCCAUUGGCGCGAGGGGGAGCGUUUCGGAACGGAGGGGCAAAGGGCGAAGGACGGGCGGGGGCCGGGGGCGGGGGCGGGCGGGGGGGCCGCGGCCGCUGCGUUGCCGAGGAGCGCCGGCGCGCCAAGUGCGAAAGUGGAGUGCGAGCCAGUGAAGCGGCGGCCGGCUGCGUGGCCGCGCUCGCGAAUGAAGCAUCAGCCUCGCCCGGCGGCGGGCCCGGGGGCCGGCCCCGGCGGCGCCGACGCGAGGGAGGGGACGAGCGCGCCAGCGGCCCGACUGCGACGGCAGAACGCGCUCACAUGCGGGCCUGAUCCUGCGGCAACGGCUCGCCGGGGUUCGCCGGCGCCUGCCUCCAAGCACUCCCACGCCGUCAACGGGCUGUCCGGCUCUCCCACACACGUGUCUGGAUCUGCGGCGGCGGCCUUCUUCGCAAGGGCGGCCCAGAAACUCAACCUGUCGUCGCUGCCGGCCCGCCACAAGCGGGGCAGCCGCGGGGCGGCGGCGCGCCGGAGCGGCUGGGCAAGCGGGGGCUUCUGCGAGCCGCUGCACCGCACGCCCCGCCCUGGCCCGCCCGCGCUGCAUGCGCCGCAUCGGGCCUGCGGGAGAUCUCGGCGUGGGCCA